This is a messenger RNA of Cladophialophora psammophila CBS 110553, 969 nucleotides long. RefSeq lists its product as uncharacterized. The transcript is spliced from 3 exons. NCBI's taxonomy places the organism in Eukaryota, Fungi, Ascomycota, Eurotiomycetes, Chaetothyriales, Herpotrichiellaceae. Bases 1 to 969 code for a protein of 322 amino acids. The record is from RefSeq and is a predicted model, not a curated record.
AUGUUGCGUUAUGUAUCUGUGUCCCUGAAUGCCCUCUUUGUGUUCUACUUAUCCCUGUCCGCUUCGGUAAGCGCCGCCGACGAGUCGACGUUGCUGAACGGAGCCCCCAAACGCAGAGGCUACUCCAAGGGGGAGCUGAUACCGGUCAGCUGCCUGAACAGAACAAUCGAUACUGGCGAGCAUAUCACUGAUGACCAUGGGAAUCUACAAUAUAUACCGUUUCCUACGUGCAACGAGACCGGUCAACCCUUGUCAUUCAAGUACAACGAGCCCCAAACGCAGACCUGCACGAUCGAUUCCUUGCCCGACGAACUCUAUCACCUCCUUGAGUUCUUUGUCCACAGCGAUGUACCACUGACCUGUCGCGUCCCCUCCUUUCCCUUGACGCAAGAAGAGCUUGGAAUUAUACCGUCACUCCCUGAAUCCAGCGGGAUGGGAGCGGACAAGGCCCUCUGGACUCCCUUUACGAUUGCAUUACAGGGAACUCUACAACUAAGCCAUCUACAUCUACACACGAACAUCAAUGCCCUCUUCCACAUGUCCCAGGACCCGGAUUCGGCAACAGCUUCCUCGCAGCAAUCAUACCUAAUUGCUUCUACUGCAUAUUCCCUCCCUAAUACUUCAUCCUCCGCUCCUAGUGGGGGUGCCAAAAUUGUUCGCAAUGAGCCAUUGGUCCUGUCUUUCAAUGUCGGCUGGAUAGACGGUGCAGUCUUACCCGGCAUGAUUGGGCGGCCUGUCCUCAAGGUCACGGAUCACAGCAUAGGGUUUUCAUUGUUGAGCUUCUUCGCUUUAGCUGCCAGUGCUGGCGUGGGAGCGAUGGCAAUGCUCGUUUACGAAAGGAGGAAGAGUGGGAGAAGUGGGAUAUAUGGUAACGGGAUCCUCGGUGGCAACGUCGGAAAUGGCAUAGCAAGGAGCUCCGGCUACGGAGGGUACGGGGGAUACACCAGCAAUUUGGGCAAGAGGGAUUGA